ACAUCUAGUAGUGGUAAGCCACAGAAAACAUUAAAAUGUCAUCCGCAAGACCUGACGAACACGGAAUACCUAGUGAAAUUAAAGAAAAUAUAGCUUCAUUUGAUACACAUUUAUCAGAGUUAGAGGCUGAGUUAAAGCCCCUCCUUUCUAUUAAUCGCAACGAGCUUACAGAUAAGUUGGAGCCCAUUGAUGCUGCUAAAGUAGAUUUAGUUGCUGCAUAUGCUAUCAACUCCUUGUUCUGGAUGUACAUGAAUGUUUGUGGCCUAAACCCAAAAGAACAUGCAGUGAAGCAAGAAUUGACAAGAAUUCAGAGCUACAUGCAGAGAGUAAAGGAAAUUGAGGACAAAAAGAAAGCUCCUAAACUUAAUAAAGAUGUCAGCAAAAGAUUUGUGAAAAGUGCUUUAUGGCAAGCAGCUCAGAAGAGAGAAAUCUCUGCAAAUACAGAACCAUCCACAUCCCAACAAAGUGUGAAAGAGGGCUCAGGGGGAAAGAAACAGCGAAGAAAAUAACAGCAUUACUUUGUUUAGUUACUCUCAGUAUGUUUUGCUUAUGUGACUUAUAAAUGGAAUUUGGCCUAUCCAGACAGCAAACAUUGAAGGGUUGCAGAUAGUUCUGGAAUUGUGUUCAAUUGCAUCAUGUACACACCACAUUUGUACAGAUUUACUGAUUCAGUUUGUAAGAAAUGUUUUAUUUUCUCUAAAGCAAACAUGUACAUAAAGAUGUAAAA
Physella acuta is the source of this 727-nucleotide messenger RNA. Its product is annotated as nuclear nucleic acid-binding protein C1D. Lineage: Eukaryota; Metazoa; Mollusca; Gastropoda; Physidae. The record is from RefSeq and is a predicted model, not a curated record. Gene Ontology annotation, cellular component: exosome (RNase complex); nucleolus. Gene Ontology annotation, biological process: maturation of 5.8S rRNA; regulation of gene expression. Gene Ontology annotation, molecular function: DNA binding; RNA binding.